Messenger RNA from Planococcus citri (citrus mealybug), 3351 nucleotides. RefSeq names its product mast/stem cell growth factor receptor kita-like. The transcript has 19 exons. Bases 16 to 3033 code for a protein of 1005 amino acids. Gene Ontology annotation, cellular component: signaling receptor complex; plasma membrane. The record is from RefSeq and is a predicted model, not a curated record. Gene Ontology annotation, biological process: cell surface receptor protein tyrosine kinase signaling pathway; multicellular organism development; protein phosphorylation. Lineage: Eukaryota; Metazoa; Arthropoda; Insecta; Hemiptera; Pseudococcidae. Gene Ontology annotation, molecular function: ATP binding; transmembrane receptor protein tyrosine kinase activity.
GAGAAUCGAAAACAGAUGAGUAAUUUUAAUAGCGAAGAGAUAAAUCGUGGUAGAGUUGAUUUUAAUUUACUCGUACGUAUGCAAAAAAAAUAUAACAUUUAUGUGAUAGAUACGGUAUUUGUUGAUAAAAUUUGCACAAUGAGGAUUACAUUUUUAACAUGGUGCUUCGCGUAUUGCAUUAUUUCGUUUACUACGUUCGGUAUUUGUACCUCCACUGCGUAUGGUCACUUCGAUGAAAAUGAAGAAAAACAUAAAGAACCCAUAAGCUACCAUAAUGGGAUUCCAACAGAACUGGGAAACAAUCGUGCGGAGGAUGAUUUUUAUCAUCAGUAUUCCGUUAAUACGCUUUCACAGGAUACUCAACAACCCAAACCCACUGAUCCAAAGUCGAAAAACAGUCCUAAUGGCAAUUAUGGGCGGAAAUACAAUAUUCAUGACGUUGACACUAAACCGCAUCCACAUAACGAACAACCAAAAUACAAUCUAACAUCCCUGCCACGCAUUGUAAAUCCAGAUUCAAACUACACUAAUAUGACCGAAGGAGAGGACCUCACGUUGACUUGUACCGUGAAUAUAACGUAUUACGACAUAAAAUCUAAUCGAAAUAAGCCGAUAAUGGAGUGGAUUCUUCCGAAUAGUUCCAAAAUCGUGACACAACCCAAAGAACAAGAAUUACAGGAGGAAUUCGGACAUGGGAAAUUAUCGCAAAAAUCAGGAUACUCGUAUCUAUACCGCCCGUAUACCAUCAAAUGGGUUGAAUUAAGUCAUACACUGACUAUUGAUAACCUAACGGAGAAAAACGAUCAAGGCAAUUACACUUGUAAGGUAUUCAACUACAAAAAUGAAGCCACAGUGGGCACAUAUCUUUUAAAUAUUAGCAGAACGUACCUAUACAAUAAUACUUUAGGAAAUCACUCAAAUUUGGAAAUAAUCCUGAAGGAUUUCACCUCGGAACAUCUUGAAUGGAUAGUAAAUCUAACCGCAUAUCCUAUAGCUGCUGUCAACUGGUACGAUCCGAUGCACAAAUACAUAAAUUCAGGUUUAAAAGAAGAUCCCGAAAACAGAAUUGAUGCUACGUACGACGGAAACACUACUAAGUUGAAAAUACGCGACUUGAAAGUCUACGAUUCCGGAAUAUAUCGAAUGAGAGCAUUUCAUUUGAGGAAAGCGAUCACCCUGAAGUUUAAUUUAACUGUAUCUGGAAAGCCGACCAUCCGAAUGUAUCAAUUUUAUCCACAUAACACCCUCGUAUGUGUUGUUGACGCAUUUCCUCGAGUUAAGGCAAUCAAGUGGACCAGGGAGGGCUGCUCGAAUGAAAAUUCCGGAGAUUGCGAGGUUCAGAUUCUUCGCCAUAGAGUCAUGAACGAAUACAGAAUGGCAUCUGUAAUUAAUCUCACAGAACAUGACGAUCUUAAAACAUUCACGUGUGAAGCGAAAAAUGAGCUGGGCGAGGAAAGAAACAGUACACAGUUCAAAUACAUAACCCUUAAGUUCAAUGAGGCUUCUGUCAAUUCAUUCAGAACGAUAUUAUACGUGGCUUUUGCAAUUUUCGUAAUUGUUUUUGGAGCGAUAUUGGUUUUGUUAAUUGUGAUGAUACUAAUUCAAGAAAAUAAAAAUGCAAAUAAAAUACCGAAAAAGAACCGAUUAUCCAUGUUUGACACUAGAGUGAUACGUCAAUUGAAUCCGCGUAUUGAUGUCGAAGAACAAGCUCAUUUAUUACCAUACGACAGCAAAUGGGAAUUUCCGAAAGAAAAAUUGUAUCUUGGCAAGAUGAUCGGCUCAGGAGCCUUUGGACUGAUCAAAAAAGCAGUAGCCGAUGGCAUAGGAGAAACAACUUCACCCACAGCUGUCGCUGUAAAAACCAUAGAACGUAAUAGCAAUCGCUUGUAUAUGAGGCUUUUAGCUUCCGAAUUGAAGCUAUUGAUUUACGUUGGAAAUCACGCGAAUCUCGUCAACCUACUGGGCGCUUGUACCUUGGAUUUCGAUACUAAAAAAGAAUUUUCCACCAUCGUGGAUUACUGCAAGUAUGGAAAUUUGCGCGAUUUCUUGUUAAUCCAUCGAAACAGUUUCAUCAAUCAAUUGAAAGAAAACGACGAAAUAGAUUUUUCAAUCACAAGAAACGUAAAAAGACAUAAAUUACCCAGCAUAAUGGAUAUGCCUCAAAGCAAGGCCAGAAAGUAUCUUUAUCCAGCUGAUUGGCGGUCGUAUUUUCAAGGAGACUAUCGUAUCACCAACAUAAAGUCAGUCACGACCAACGAUUUGAUUCGCUGGUCUUAUCAGGCAACUUGUGGUAUGGAUUAUUUGGCCAGACGUAAGGUCUUACAUAGUGAUUUAACAGCCAGGAAUUUAUUGCUGAACGAUGACAAGACGGUGAAGAUUUGCAAUUUCGGUUUGGCUAAAAACGUUUACCAACAGGAUGAGUAUCGUGAAAUCAAAACAAUACUGCUGCCAAUGAAAUGGAUGGCUUUGGAAUCGAUAAAACUGAGAAAAUUUUCAACGCAGUCUGAUAUUUGGUCAUUCGGGGUGACAAUGUGGGAGAUAUUUUCUUUAGCUGAAAUACCUUUUCCAGAUAUCAAUACCUUAGAAUCUCUCUACGAAAUACUGAAGUCUGGUGACAGAUUGGAAAAACCUCCAUUCGCUUCAAACGAACUAUACGCUCUAAUGAAAGAUUGCUGGAAUUAUAAUGAGACAACGAGACCAUCAUUCAACGACCUAGGCAACAAACUCACUCAUAUCCUGGAACGUAGCAUUCAAUCAAGUUCCAAUGAAAACGAAACACGCAAACUGGAGAUGGCCGAAUUAUAUCAAAACAUUCAUCUUAAAGACAAAAUAAAUGCAUCCCAAGAAAUCAUACUGCAGAUCGCAUCCACCCAUUUAUCUACUUCUAAUUCUAGCGACUUGAAUCGUAAUUCGAUUGAAAUGAAACCACGUAAUUCGUAUGAUGAAAAAAAAUCUCAAUCUAGCGACUUGAAUCGAUGUUCGAUUGAAAUGAAACCACGUAACUCGUAUGCUGAAAAAAAAUCUGAAGAAUGAAUGGACCCUAUGUUUUCUAAUUAAGUACCAAUUCGUUAAUUACAAGUUGGACUUCGAUAUUAAGUAUUUAUGUAGCUCAAGCUAAGUAAUCAUCACUCUGUGCUUUUAAAUUAUCAUUUUCCAUAAUAAGUUUGAUCAUAUAAACUACCUAUACUUAAAGUAAGUACCUAUACCUAUACUUAUAAGGUUUGUAUAAAUUAUGACUAUUUUUAAUUUAUUUUGUAUAUACCUUGACUUUAAUUCAAUUUUAAGGAGUAGGUAGUUCUUUCCUUCUUACAUUUCACUCAUCUCAGUAUUGUAUAAGUAACUAUUAUCUAC